AUCUUAAUUUACGUUUUCGAACCCCGAAUUUUUUUGCACGCCUUUCAUUCAUUUUUCACCUCCUUUUUCCUUUUUUUUUGUAACCAUAAAAGAAAUGACUAUUAGCACACCUCCUACGCAACAAGGCACUCAGACUUCCGAGAAAGAGGAGAUAUGGUCUACUAUUCUAAAAGGCGUUGCUUCGUCUAAAAUGGUUCCCAGCAAAAAGAUUCUUGUGUUGGGUGAUCCUGGAAGUGGAAAAUCAACACUGAUUCACUAUCUAAAGAACGAUCCUGGACCGCAAGCUAUUCAAAACGACAAUGAUGAAGUGCCAACAGCGACCAAUGCCCCCUUUAGCAUAAGUAGUCGUCCUAAUUACAUUCCAGUUGACAAUCACGACGAUGAUGACGCUACCAACACUUUAGCUUUGGGCUAUAGCUUUAUUGAUAUUCAGGACGAAGAUAAUGAAGCCAUUGCACGUUUAGGGGUAUAUCAAUUAGGACUUUCAGCUGCAGAAUACAUGCCUUUGUUGAAAUUCGCAUUGAGUACAGAGACACUAGCUGAUUCAGCAGUCAUUAUUGUGUUGGAUUGGACGCGUCCUUGGGAGUUUUUAGAGUCAUUACAACGUUGGAUUGAUGUGUUGCAACGUAGAAUUGAUGAAAUUUGUAAAGAAGGGAGUGCAGGAGAGACAUGGAGUAGAGGAAAAGCAGUUGUAGACGAAUUAAGAGAAAAGGUUGAGCAUUAUAUGCAGACAUAUACUGAGCCUGUGCCUAAUACAGCAUUUAAUCUUACUGCUUCUACAUCUACAGGCUCUGUGCCUUCUACACCUACCGCAUUUACUACACCACUUGUUACCACUACGACUUCAGCAGAUCAAGUCACUUUACCACUCACACAAGGUGCAUUGACAAAUAACCUUGGUAUACCUUUGAUUGUUGUGUGUUGCAAGAGUGAUGCUCAAAUUACACUUGAACAAACGUUGGACUAUAAAGAUGAACAAUUUGAUUUUAUUCAACAAACACUUCGUUGUGUCUGUAUGAAAUAUGGUGCUGCCUUAUUAUAUACAUCAACACUUCAACCUUACACUUAUCAUAAUUUGCGCCAAUACAUUAUUCAUCGACUAUUGACAACUUCUACAAAAGCAUAUCCAUUCCAAUUAAAGGCACAGGUAGUGGAGCGCGAUGCUGUCUUGGUUCCAGCAGGUUGGGAUUCGUGGGGUAAAUUACGUGUCUUGAGGGAAGGAUUUGAUUGUGAAGCAGUCCAUCAAGGCUGGGAUUCAGAUAUGGAUGCUGUAGCAGAUCGACAACAGCCUGGUUUCCAUGGAGCUCGAGGAAACUAUGAAGAAGUGAUUGCUGAUCCUAACUCUAAAGAACAGCCUUUGAGUAAUAUCCCUCCUCCUGUUACUUGUGAAGAUGAGCAAGUAUUCUUGGAAAGACAUUUCGAUACUUUACAACAUGGUACUGAAUUACCAGGCAGAAAGGGAACAGGAGCACCAAGCAUAACUAAGCCAAGCGUUGUUGGUCCACUUGGUGUUUCUUCUGCUACUAUUGAUCUCAUGCGCUCAGGGGAAGACCGUAGACUCAAGGACUCGCCUUUAGACGCAAUCAAGAUGGCCUCAAAUACCACUAAUGUCACAUCAAAUAAAACAACCACCAUGACUGCUCCUUCUACAACACCAGGUACAACCACUUCAGCAUUACCAUCCAUGGAUACCAAUUUGAAUAAUCCUAUUGGUGGGGUCAAUCAACCCGGUGGUCCUUCUCAUGAAGUAUUGGCCAACUUUUUCCAAUCUUUAUUGGUCAAAAAGGCUUCAUCUUCUUCAGGUGGUGCAUCUUCUCCUACAACACUGCUAGGAAACUCUACGUUGGGCUCAAGAGAAGGUUCAUCAGAAGACAUGACCACCAGUACGAAUACAACUGCAACUACAAAUACUACAAAUACUACCACAUCACCAUCGUCAGGUACGACAAGAAGACCUACUAUUAGUAGAAAGGAUGUUCAUAAAGAACUAGAUCGUAUGCGUCAGUACGUAAACAAGCAAUAAUAAUAAUAAAAAAAAAAAAAACUGAGCUGUC
Messenger RNA from Gilbertella persicaria, 2054 nucleotides. RefSeq names its product dynein light intermediate chain-domain-containing protein. NCBI's taxonomy places the organism in Eukaryota, Fungi, Mucoromycota, Mucoromycetes, Mucorales, Choanephoraceae. Gene Ontology annotation, molecular function: dynein heavy chain binding. The coding region runs from base 95 to 2023 and encodes 642 amino acids. Gene Ontology annotation, biological process: microtubule-based movement; microtubule cytoskeleton organization. The record is from RefSeq and is a predicted model, not a curated record. The transcript is spliced from 8 exons. Gene Ontology annotation, cellular component: centrosome; cytoplasmic dynein complex.